CCUACGGCGACGGAGGCCCACGUCGCCCACGUCUUUGUACUUUUGCCGCUAGGCGGCACGCGGAACAGUUGGCUAUGGGACUGCGGCCAUGCGUGUUAGUUGUGCAGAUUUGUGUGGGUGUUCAGAGGUUAAAGAGCAAAGAGGUUGAAGAGGCUUGUUAGUUACAAGUUACAAAUUGGCACGAUAGAAAUGAUUACGUUAAUGCGUUGCUGUUACAAGAAAACAGCCGAAGUAAAAGUCAAAAUAUUCUGCGAGAGGUGUGGAACAAGUAAUUCUUCAAAACUGGAACCACCCAAACCAACAACACAUGACAUGAUCGGUCCACCAGACCCCAUAUCAAAUCUGCGGCCAGUUGCUUAUCAUGUACCAAGAAAUGAGCAUGAGAUUGAAAAGGAGUUCCGUGUACGUAGAGAAGAAGUUCAGAAAUGGAAUGAAACCUUUUGGACUAAACACAACAAAAGUUUCAUUAAGGAACGCAAAGAAUUUAUUGCUGCCAACCUACCACCAAAUGAAUCUGCAGGAACAGGAAAACAAACUUUGACUGCUGAUGAAAUGUCUGUAUUCUAUAAAACUUUUCUUGACAAGAAUUGGAAAGUUCAUGUGCAAUACAAUGCUGAGUGGUACUGGAAGAAUAUUGGACUAGUUAUCUUUGCUUUGAGAGUUAAAAUAUUUAAAAUCAAGCAAAGGCUCAUGUCAGAUUCACAGUAGCCAUCGGGUACAUCAUUCCGACAACUUUGUUGAAAGACCACAUCAUAGAUUGUGGCAUUGUGAGUGUCUCCUAGAGAAUAUGAGUCUAAGAAUGGUGAUGCUGCUUGUACAAUGAGCUCACAGGCUGAAUAUCCAACCCAUGAUAAUCUCAGAACAUUCUGGAGUACUGUUUAAUAAUACUGUUUUGACAAGUUGUGAUCAAGUCAAGGUUUCAGAUAAACAACGUGGAACAGUGAAUAUUUCACAGAG
Cryptotermes secundus is the source of this 957-nucleotide messenger RNA. It is a transcript of the gene Coa8, whose product is annotated as cytochrome c oxidase assembly factor 8. Gene Ontology annotation, cellular component: mitochondrion. The record is from RefSeq and is a predicted model, not a curated record. Gene Ontology annotation, biological process: intrinsic apoptotic signaling pathway. NCBI's taxonomy places the organism in Eukaryota, Metazoa, Arthropoda, Insecta, Blattodea, Kalotermitidae. Bases 190 to 708 code for a protein of 172 amino acids. The transcript has 3 exons.